AUGCCAGCAGAGCCUGCACAGGCCAACUCUGACACUGAUCAGAGCAAAGCGGGUGAGAGCCAUGCAACAGUGACAGGGUUUGGGGCAUCCGAGGCAGGGACCUUUGCAUCCGUGCCAGUGGAGAAUGCAUCCGUCAAGCCGGUAGUGUCUGUCCCUGAAUCAGCUGCAGUUGGACCGACCCACAAAGAUAGCUUUGCCACUGACAAUGAAGGGCAGGGGAGGCCAUUGGCCGAACACAUGAGUGAGCAGAUUGCCAAAGAUCUAGAGCCAGAUUGCGAGAACUUUCACUUGGCCAAAUUGCCGGAUGACAUGCAAACUCCACCCAGUGUAGGUACUUCCAGGCCUGUGGUGACAGCCACAAUUCAUCCGACCACUGGGGGAAUCAGUUUCCCGAUGUCGCAGAGUUCAUUGAAGCCUUCUCAGGUUUCCACAGCUGGGGAGCUCCUGAAUAGGACACACAGACCGAUUGCACCAGACCAAAUGCAAGGCAAGUUCAGCGAAGCGGACAGCCUAUCUGCAAAAGCCUCAUCCACGGUCAAGGGUUUCAAGCAGAGGGAAACCUCCCAUGAAUUUGCAUCCAGUGCUCCGAAGAGACAAUGUCCCGCCCGACCCCUCUUUCAGGCCAUGCCUGGGGUUUCCAACACCUCAGGUCCCUCCCCUAUGGAAAGAGACCGUAAUGAUCAGGGUACAGUUUCGGGGUUCUCCGCAGUUGGGGGGUUGCUUGCUUUUCGGAAGCCCACAGCGCCGAUUGACAGCACUCAGAGUGCGGAGGUACAACCUGUCGCACGGGAGCCCCAGCAAAUCAUUGACAGCCAUCCAAAGCAAUGUGACCAAAACCUAGCAAAGUCCAUUUUAACAGGGAAAGUUGCAAUCCUGGAUCUUGACACACAAACAUAUCACUCCAUCUCAAUUGACGCAGGUCAGACAGCAGCUGACCUCCAACUGGCAGUACAGAGGCUGACAGGACAUGAGGUGCAAAUUAUUGAUUGCCUCGGUAAUGCACUCACUCAUGCCGACUCUUUGGAGGGCCACAAACUUCUUGCGAUUGGAACUGACAUCAAAGCGCCGAUGCAGUCGCUCAAGUUUCGUAAUGCAGAAUUGGUUCAGUUGAGUCGAAAAGAUGCCCUGUUUCGCCAAUUGGGAGCGGUAGCCACCGACGAAAUGAGUUUUUAUCUGCAAGGGCUGGAAAAGCAAGGAAGUUUUGGGGUUGUUGCUCCAUUGAUCCUCUCCGAUCUUGCUGACAUUACCACUUUGGCUGAGGCAUGGAUGACUGAAGCAUUGGGAAUUUCAGGGACUGUUGUUUCGGCAGUGUGGCACAAUUACCAUUGGAUCCUGAUGGUGAUUUCUCAAACACCUGAAGGGUACUUUGUCCAGACAACCGUGGCUGGAGUGGACAUUUGGCCUUUGAUGUUUCCCACAGUAGCUUCCGCAGACUUUCAGGUACAGGUUCCAUAUGAUCUGCCAAGCGAAUUUCCAGAGGAUUGUGGAUUCCAAACGUUUGCAUGGGUCACUCAUGUUGCAUUACAAAUACCACUGAAAGCCAUGUCCUACGGAACAGCUGCGAACUGGCGUGCACUGUUUUGGCAACAUUUGCUCAUGCAUGGUGAAAGCCCUUCAGAGUUCAUCAUGUUGCUUGGCGGGGUUCAAGUAGAUCACAUGGAUGACAAGAACAGCCCAGCCCAUGGAAGCUCUGAUGUGCGAGAUGAGCUUGAGGUACCCGCCCUACCCCUCUUUCAGGCCAUGCCCUUGGUUUCCAACACCUUGGGUCCCUCCCAUGUGCCCAUAGCAGAAAGUGUGAUUGCCACAUGCCCAGGAGAUCAUGGCAAGAUAGCUGCAGGAGUCAGAGCCGACAAAGAAAUCAGUGCACCGGCCCAGUCCCAAUUGCAAGUCAGGUCUCCGAGCACCAACACGUUGCAGCCGAAAGUAGUAUUGAAGGCGGUAUUGAACAAUGAUGAUGAGUCCAGGAAUCAUGCCUUGGUGGUUGAGAUGGCUGAUGAUGUCCCCACCCCAACCCGCUUUCAUGCCAUGCCCUCAGUUUCCAACACUGGGGGCCCCUCCCAUGGAUUGUCCACACAGCCCUCCGCAGGGGGAACAAUUGCAAAUCACCAUGCCCAGAGUUCCGGUGAAGCCGAUGAAGUUGAGUUGUUGGCCAAUGCAAUUAAUGCAGGGCAUACCAUCCUUUUGGACUUUGAUGACAUGACGUACCAUGUCCUCCCCAUCUGUGAUGCAGCUUGUCAGGUGAACGAAGUGGUUUUCUCAGUCUUGGGAAGGGAUGCCGAAGUCUAUGACUUGCUGGGGAGACCAUUGAAGCCGAGCACCCAGCAUGGACUGCACCGACUGAUCGCCACAGGUCAAGAUCCACAAUUGUUGGCUGCACAGCUAACAUUACGCACUUGCGCACUGGAGCAGUGUAAUCGAACUACUGCAUUGUUCCACCAGGCGGGGGCAGUUGCUGAUGAUGAGAUGACCUACUAUCUGCAGCGCAUGGCACAGCAGCACCACUGUGAGUAUCUACAACCGUUGAUCUGUGGGAAGGAAGGGAGUAGUGAUAGACUUGAAUGGGGUGAAAGACUGGCUUUUGUGACAUGCCCGACUAUCACUGCAGUAUGGCAUAACAACCAUUGGUUUCCUUUUUUGGCAACUCCCGCAGAUCAUGCAGUUGAAAUUUCGUCAUGCCCGGAGGGUUUUCGACUCUGGAAUCAGAUUGCAAGCAGUGCAGUGGUUUGGAGUCCAGCCUCCACAGUGGACCUGCCUACAUGUUUUCGAGAGGAUUGUGGUUUUCAGGUUAUCGCAUGGCUCCUUGGAGCGCUUGGUUUGCAAUCGCCACAUGCCAUGACUGAACACACUGCCAUUUGCCACCGUCUGAAUUUCUGGUAUGAUCAUUUGUGGAGUGCCCUCAAAUCCCACACUCAAAGAUUUGUGCUGGGUGGUCAAUCAGAACUGGAAACAGCAGUGGCCACAAUGUUGAGAGAGCAUGGGGUUUUCACAAAUCGAGUUCUUGACCGCACCAAAUCAGUACUGCAGCAGUUGGGACAGCAGCCGGUGACUCAAGCCUUGAGAUCGGCCAGACCAUGGGCUGCUUUGAAGGCACUGGCUAAUGAGCAUACACCCAAAAUUCGCCUGAUUUGGGAAGAUGAAUUUAGCCACGUAGUGAAAUCACGCACCGGCAAGGACAACAAAUUUGGCACCAAGAAGAAAACAAGUAGGCCACAGCAAUCGGCGGUGUUUACUCCGCAAGAUGUUGCCAUUCCUGAGGGAGUGUUUUGCCAGCAAAGUGGUGCACCUUUGGCACAAAUUCCAGCCCGCAACAUCUCACCCAAUGCUAAGGGGGUUGUAGUCCUUUCGGAGGCGGAGUUGCAGCCGUACUCACAGCAGAAAACAAUAUCGAAAGAGAGUUUGGCAUUCCUGGUUUUGGCUCCCUUUUCUCAAGAGAUCCAAAUGCAAGGGGAAACAAUCAGGUUUCCAGCCCAGAGCACUGCAACCAGUGAGCCGGUUUUGCUUUCUGCAGUUUUGAUUCAAAAGGGUGCAUCUCCAGUGACAAGAUUGACACCGAAGCAGCCAGUCUGUGUUGACACAGUGCCGACUCAGACGUUGAAAAUUCUGUUGUAUCGUGACCAAGCACCCAAGGGAUGGGAAGAAAUUGUGGAUCGCCCGGUCAAGGCCAUACUUGACAUCUUGCCUUGCUUGCGUCUUUGCAAAAUGCCUGAUUGCCACUGUCAGGGUUGGCACCCGACCGAUGAAGAUGCAGCUGAACCAAUCCUGGACAUUUGGCAGCGUGAUUGGAUGACACAACACUUCAAGCGCUCUAAACCUGCUGAAGCUGCCAUUUUCUCAUGCAUGAUGCGAGUGACUGCAAAGGCGUUCCAAGCAGUUGAUUCUCAGUCGGGCACAACAGGUCUUUACAUCGAAGCUAGAGCUCAUGAUGGGCGGUCACAAGAUGAGAGGUUUCACACUGUAUGGUUGCCUAAAUCAUCCUAUGAAGAAGCCCUUGCAAAACAGUCCACAGCAGAAAUUCCCAGCUGCCUAGUGAGGGUCACAAAUCGCUUUGGCCUGCGGGUAUCAGUAGAGCAGGCUAAAGCUUUGCACAAUUUCAUCCGCCCUGAGGUGCCGUUUUUGGCUGGGACAGCAAAGUCCACUUGGAUCUUGGGCCCGGUACCAUAUGGCACCACUCGCAAAGCUCUGACCAAGCUGUUUGAGACAUGGGGUUGGUCAGCCAAGCCGCUUCAACCGACGGGGCCCUCAGCUGAUAGGACUGGGUUGCGUUGGCAAGUAGUCGCAGAAGGGCCUCCAGCCCACUAUGUGUAUACCCUGUCACAUGGAGAUGUUUUGAUUGUCAAAUCUGAUCCCACAGAUGCUAAGACACUGGCACUUGGCCAGGCGGAAGCCUCAGCAGUCACACGUGGAGCAGUAGCACAACAGCACUCUAUGCAAGAUCCUUGGGCAGCAGCAGCAGCGAGGUUGCCUAGUGCUCAGCCUACAGGUCUUUCGUCAGCACAGAUUUCUAGUUGGGAAGCUUCCAUCACACAAAGGGUGCUGCAGCAAGUUCAGUCGAAAGAUACUGAUGCAGUAAUGGUAGCAGAAGAUGAAGGUAGGAUCAGUGCCCUGGAACAUCAGGUUCGUCAAAUGCAGCAGCAGCAGCAGGGAUUGACCAAGCAGCAGCAGUCCCUGGAGAGAAAGGUGGAGUUGAUCGGAAGCCAAGUGGAAUCGCAGACACAGAAAAUCCAGAAUCACAUGGACGAACGAUUGGCUGAUCAGUUUGCUCGCAUCGAAGCAUUGUUGAGUAAACGCCCUAGGGUGACUGGAGGGCACUUCUUUGUCCAAAACAUGUGGUUGCAAGGGGCAGUGGCGUAUGGCUAUGCCCACCAGAGUGACAGUGCCAAAACUAGAGCAAUGACUGAGGAACUUCUGCAAGAUAUCACACAGCAAGUCCUUCCCAAUAAGAAUAAGUUUGCGUUCAUAGCUGGGGACUGGAACCAACACUAUGAUUCUUUACAUGAGACCAAACUGUGGGAGUCGUGGGGUUGGAAAGAAAUUCAAGACAUUGCUUUUGAACGUUGGCAGGUCGAACCAGGCACGACUUGCAAGCGCACCAGUCGCAAAGAUUUUCUGUUUUUGUCACCCUCUCUGCAGCAGUUGGUUCAGAGUGUUUCCAAUGAUUGGGCGCAAUUUCCCGAUCACUCAGUUUUGUCAGCAUAUCUUGCUUUUCCAGAUGCCCACAUUCCAGAAGCAAAAUGGGUGAAACCGAUGCCCAUAGUGUAUAAAGAUCAACAGGAGGUUCAGGCUAUCCGCCAAGCCGAAUGCGCAGCAUUUAAUGAAGCCGAAGACCCCUCCUCCCAAUAUGCAAAGAUCUUUGGUGACUUUGAGCAGGUGGUGCACAGAGUGAAACGCAGUCAUGGCAGCCCAGGCUUGCUGCCCCAGCAGAAAGAAAUUUCAGCACAAGAGCACAAGUUCCGCCUGUGGCGGGCCAUUUUGAAUGCACCCGGAUUUGGCUCCAGCUUUGCCAACUGGUGGCCUACACGUGCUACUCAAAAUGCAAGUGACCCGUUGUUGAUCCCACGAUUAGCCCCUGCAUGGAAAUUAGCAAUGGCCAUUUUGGCUGCCUUUCGCAUCGAGCUGCAGGCUUGUGAAAACAUGCUCCUUCAACACCGUCGGGAGCGGAAUGUUGCCAAAUAUGAAGCUGAUGCAAAUCAGAUCUUUCGAGAUGUUAGAAAGCCAGGGCCUGAGCCAGUGCAGGUGAUUGUUGCUCACAAAGACAUGACCGUGCUUGAAGUAGUAGAUCAAUGGACAGUGCAGUGUGACCCUGCUCCUCCCAAAGAAAAUUGGCAGCCUUGGAAGUCCUGUCAUGGUGUGCAUUCCCCGGUGCAAAUCAAUGAUCAACAAGUGCAAUUCUCGCAGCCACAUGGUCUCUCUCCGGGUGAGAAACUCACACGCACUGACUUGCUAGGUUCUGUAGCAGAAAUUCAUCAAGCCUUUACACAAGAAUGGUCGAGACUUUGGGAUAAGCAUUUGCACUUGCCUGCCGGUCACUGGACUGAGCUGCAUGACUUCAUUCAGACCCAAUUACCGGCAGGAGAAAUGGCAUACACACCAAUCAGUCUUAACACCUGGAAAGAAACCAUCGCCGCUAAAAAGUCCCGUGCGGCGGUGGGAUUGGACGGGGUAGCAAAGGCUGAUUUGAUGGCCAUGCCAGAUGCCUUACACAUCAGACUCCUCUCCUUGCUGCACGAAGCAGAACGAUCAGGAGUUCGAAGUGGUACGGGAUUUCCAGAAGGCUGUGCCCUCUCAGUGGCCGCAAUGGGCUUAUGCAACUUGGUGAUUCACAGUUUCAUGGCUGUCCGUUGUCCCAGGGUUCUCAUGUUCUCCUAUGUAGAUAACUUGGAGCUGCUUUCAGAUAGUACAGAUGACGCACUGGAUGGACUUCGGGCUCUCCAGAAUUUUACUACCUUUUUAGGGGUUCCUUGUGACAGCAACAAGACCUAUGCAUGGGCAUUAGACACUCAGGGGCGGCAGCAGUUGAAAGACUCGCACUUGCCAGUCCACCUGCAACAGAAAGAUCUUGGAGCCCAUGUGCAAUACUGUGGUCGCCAAACCAAUGGUGCAGUCAAACAAAAAUGUGCCGACUUGCAAGCUUUGUGGCCUUCCUUAGCGCAGAGCCCAGCACCGCUCAAACACAAAUUGCGUGUGCUGACGGCGGUGGCAUGGCCUAGAGCUUUACAUGCCUCCAGCACGGUGCAUCUUGCCGAAGCCAUCCUGACCGACUUGCGGGCAGGUGCAAUGAAAGGUUUGAGGUUGGAUAAAUCAGGUGCAGCACCCAGCCUUCAAUUUGGACUUUCGCAGGCACCACAUCAAGAUCCGGGUUUCUUUGUGCUUUGGCAAUCCCUUUUUCAGUUUCGAAAGUUUUCAGAUUUGAGUGUGGCCAGUUCUACGCUGGCUUUGGCUUGUUGGACACCGGAUCGCCUCAAAAAGCCGGGCCCCUGUGGUGUUUUGGCUGCCCGCCUCACCAGCUUGGGGUGGACUUACGUGCAGCAUUUUAAAUUUCUGGACCAGGAUGGAGAACUGAUUGAUAUCAUGCAUUGCCCCAUCCAAGAACUGAAGUUUCGCUGCAAGAGAGCAUGGUACCACCGUGUUGGAGCUGAGCAUGCUUACAGAAAGGGUUUUAAAGGUUUGGCUCUGGUUGAUGUGCCCACCAGUGUACAGGUCCCUCCCGCAGUGCUUAGCCAAGUGGAUGCCCUGCCGCAGUGUACUGCGGAGAGGGGAUGGAUGGUGGAGCCGGCCGAAGUGCGCCAUUUUAAGCAUGUCCUGCAGAGUUUGCCAUCAUAUGUUGGAGUGUCACAGGCCUUGGACUUUUCUUCCGGGGAGAUUGAUUUGUUCACAGAUGGUAGCUGCCUUUCACCACACAUCCCAGUUGCGCGACUUGCAUCCUGGUCAUUGGUGCAGGCCGUAGGGCAUCCGGAAGAUCGACAGUUCCGUACAUUGGCCAAUGGUGCGGUGCCAGGACAAUGGCAGACAAUUCUACGUGCAGAACUGCGGGCGGUGGUUGAGGCUGCACAU
Messenger RNA from Cladocopium goreaui, 7551 nucleotides. The record is from the annotation of a GenBank genome assembly. NCBI's taxonomy places the organism in Eukaryota, Dinophyceae, Suessiales, Symbiodiniaceae.